CUGCUCAGCGCGGGGGUCCUUCGAUGAUGACGUAAGCGCUGCUGAUUUGGAGGAUGAUGUUUUGAGCUAAACUUUUGUCGCAGCCUUUUCGCUUUUCUUCGUUUAUUUCACAUGAUUUUUCACAAAUGCGGAGCCCGUACUACAAGCCGCACAAUGGCACCCACUGCACGUACACCAAACUGAAAGCAGCCUCCUCGUCCUCCGGCCCCUCCCCUCUGGCCGCGAUGCCUCAGAAGCCGCAGAAGCCGGCUCAGACCACCCACUACAUCGAGCUGGGCGGGUACCAGUACUGGCCCGUGCUGGUGCCCCGGGGCAUCCGGCUCUACACGUACGAGCAGAUCCCAGUGUUUUUGAGGGACAACCCCUACAUCACCGACGGCUACAGGGCCUACCUGCCCUCGCGCCUCUGCAUCAAGAGUCUGUUCAUGGUGUCCAACGAGUCCGUGAACAUGUGGAGUCAUCUGUUGGGCUUCCUGCUCUUCUUCUGCCUCGGCGUCUACAACAUGGCGUCGGUGCUGCCCUCUGUCGGCGCCUCCAGGGAGGACUACGUCAUCUACUCCGUCACCCUCUUCUGCUUUCAGUUGUGCAUGCUGUGCUCGGUGGGCUUCCACGUCUUCUGCUGCCAUCGCUCGGAGAAGACCAGUCGGCGCUGGAUGGCCCUGGACUACGCCGGUCUGUCCAUCGGGAUCCUGGGCUGUUACGUUCCCGGGGUCUUCUACACUUUCUACUGCAACAACUACUGGAGGCAGGUGUACCUGGUGGCCGUCCUGGCCAUGAUCCUGGCCGUGUUCUUCGCUCAGAUUCAUCCCGUGUCUCUGGGGAAACAGUGGAAGCAGAUGCGCUCGCUGCUCUUCUGUCUGGUCGGGGGUUACGGCCUGGUGCCCACGGCUCACUGGGUCUGGCUCUCCGGGGGCUUCAGCUCCGAGCUCGUCCAGGCGUUUGUCCCUCGGGUGUUGGGGAUGUACGUCCUCGCUGCUCUCGCUCUGGUUUUCUACGUCUCCAAAGUCCCAGAGAGAUACUUCCCAGGUCAGCUGAACUACGUGGGCUCGAGUCACCAGCUGUGGCACAUCCUCCUGGUCCUCAUGUUCUACUGGUGGCACCAGUCGUCCGGGUUCAUCAUGGCUCACAGACACAGCCAGACCUGCCCCGAGCCCAGCGCCCCGGGGUAAAACCAGGACCAGGGAGCAGAGGAGGAGCGCUCCAGGUGCAGAGGAGGAGCGCUGCAGUUGGAUUGGACGCUGCAGGGUCAGAGGAGGUCGCUGGACUUCCACAGAGCGAGAUCUCUCACUUCUACACUUCUGACCGGACCUAAAGACUCUUCCAAACACGACGCUAAAUGUAUUUCCAAGUGCGAAACUCCAAAAUAAGGUUCAUAAAGCGGAUAAAACGGCAAAGGCGAGAGCUUCAAAAGACUUUCUGAAAGUGCCUCCGAAUCAAAGAUAAUCGAGUUUUUAAAAGUUUUCCAAAACUUCGUGUACACUAAUUUCGGAUUUGUUUAAAUUUCUAGUCUUAAAAAUCGCGUGGGUGUUUUUUUUUAAGCCAAAUGUAGCUUUGAAUUGAACAACUUUUGUCCCAAUACUGACAAAUGUUCAGUCAAAAUCGCUUUGUAAUGGAUUUACAAAGUAUUUACAAGUAUUUUUAGCAGAAUUUGAAAGUUUUUGGAGCGUACAAGUGCCUGUGAAUCUGAAUGACAAAAAUGCAAAAAGUAGUUUCAUUUUCCCUCUGCAAAAACUUAAAGGGCCCAUGUUACGAUAUUUUUUUUUAUUUAUGUUCUAAUGUCGUUUUUUCAUCGCAAACAGACCUGGAGUUGUGUUUUUUUGUUUCAUUUUCACAUAUUUAACCCACAAAUCCUGAAUAUUUAGGCUUGGUUCUUCUCUCAAACUGAAAAAAAAACCCACUGUUCCACCUUGUGAUGUCAUCAUGUGGUGAUACAAGAAGCGCUCCACGGUGUUUUUAAACUCCAAACACCUUCACUAGAAUCGUUUUUGGGAUUUUUUCAGCUCUAUUCAAGUUUACCGAAAAACUAGGGGUGUAAAAAAAACAAAAUAUCGUGAUAUCGUAUCGUCAGAAGUUCUCACAAUAAUAUCAUGGACCGUCACAAUAUAUCGUAUCUAGGAGUGUAACGAUAUCCAAGUCUCACGAUACGAUAUCGUCACGGUAUGAACCUCACGGCACGAUAUUUAUUGCGAUAUAGCGUGGGAAAGUUCACGAUUAGAGAUGUAACGAUAUCCAAAUCUCUGUGUACAAUAUUUUCACGAUAAACAUCUCACAGUACAAUAUUUAUUGUGAUAUUUUGUGUACAAAACUGUGAAUAUGCGACUUUUUCCUCUUAAAAUGCCUCGAUAAGACUGAAUCCAAAGAGUUAAAAGUGUUAGAACUGUUAUUUCU
Boleophthalmus pectinirostris (great blue-spotted mudskipper) is the source of this 2388-nucleotide messenger RNA. Its product is annotated as progestin and adipoQ receptor family member 3-like. The record is from RefSeq and is a predicted model, not a curated record. NCBI's taxonomy places the organism in Eukaryota, Metazoa, Chordata, Actinopteri, Gobiiformes, Gobiidae. The coding region runs from base 126 to 1169 and encodes 347 amino acids. The transcript has 8 exons. Gene Ontology annotation, molecular function: signaling receptor activity. Gene Ontology annotation, cellular component: membrane.